Messenger RNA from Lycium barbarum (goji berry), 801 nucleotides. RefSeq names its product 1-aminocyclopropane-1-carboxylate oxidase homolog 1-like. The annotation marks the transcript as partial. Lineage: Eukaryota; Viridiplantae; Streptophyta; Magnoliopsida; Solanales; Solanaceae. The transcript is spliced from 2 exons. The record is from RefSeq and is a predicted model, not a curated record.
AACCAAGUUCCGAACCCAAACCGUCUGAAAGAACUAAAUGAAUUCGACGAAUCAAAAAUCGGAGUAAAAGGCCUAGUCGACAAAGGCCUUACAACCAUACCCACUUUCUUCAUCCACCCAUCAGAACCCGACCCGAAACCCACAACCCGACUCGGUUACAAAAAACACUCAAUCCCCGUCGUUGACUUUUCUCUCCCUCGGUCAAUGCUGGUUGACCAAAUUCAUAGUGCGUCAACGACACUUGGAUUUGUUCAGAUUGUAAAUCACUCUGUUAACGUGGAGGCAAUAAAUAAAAUUGUGGGUUCGAUUAAGUCAUUUAAUGAAUUGCCUGAUGAAGUUAAGAUGAAGUAUUAUAGUAGAGAUAUGACAAGUGGAGCUGCGUAUUCUACGAAUUUUGAUUUGUAUAAUUCUAAAGCUGCCAGCUGGAGGGACACGUUGCAGAUGAGGUUGGGUCCCACUCUGCCAGAGUGGGAGUACGUGCCGGAGGUAUGUAGGGAGGCGGCGGUUGAGUGGGACAAAGAAGUAGUGAAAAUUAGGGAAGAAUUGAUGGGUUUGUUAUGCGAAGGCUUAGGGGUAAAUAAGGAGAGAUUGAGGGAAUUGUCAUGUUUAGAUGCAAGAAUAAUGGCUGCACAUUACUACCCUUAUUGUCCACAGCCAGAGUUGACGAAAGGGCUAACGCCACAUACUGAUCCCGGGGUGUUGACGAUGUUGGUGCAGAAUGAGGUGAUGGGGUUGCAAGUUAAAUUUGGUGAUGAUUGGGUUGAUUUGGAGCCGAUUCUGGGAGCUAUUGUCAUUCACUGA